Messenger RNA from Oryza sativa Japonica Group (Japanese rice), 1102 nucleotides. RefSeq lists its product as uncharacterized. The record is from RefSeq and is a predicted model, not a curated record. NCBI's taxonomy places the organism in Eukaryota, Viridiplantae, Streptophyta, Magnoliopsida, Poales, Poaceae.
GCCUCGCCGGUCGCCCACUCGCCCUGCGCCCCGUCGCCCGUGGCGGCACGGCCCCCCGGCCGCCGCGCGCACUCGCGCGUCGCGCCCGCUGACGCUGUCGUGACGCCGCGUCGCCGCCUCGGCGCCUCCCCGGUCCGGCGACCGGCGGUCCCCGGUCACCGGCCAGCGCAGAACUGCAGCAGCGUUAUAUAAUGGAUCCUAAAAUGAAGCAACUUCAAGAAGCACUGGUUGACAUUGAAACUGAUGCAGAGCAGCUUCUUCUGGCAAGGCAUCAGUUAGUGGAAAACGAUAGGAUAAGGAAUGGUAAUAGGGAAGCACUGACAGCCCUCCGGAAAAGAGCCAAGACAACCAAAACUAGUGUUCCGACCCCCUUUGAAAUCAUAAUGAAAGGGUUGGAAGGAACCUCUGGCAAGCAGCUGGUAAAGGAGAUAUGCCCAACAUGUGGAGAUCAUGACCCCAAGGAAGAUACAUGGUUAAUGUUUCCAGGAUCAGAUAUCUUUGCUCGUGUUCCAUUUCAUGUGGCCCACACUGUUCUAGACAAAGAUCAAGAACGACUAGACUAUGACACCAAGAAGCUACAGAGCUUUGUGAAGGAGAAAUCGUUUGUGAUAUCAGAGAAAGGUGCCCUUGCAGACAGAAUCAGCCCCGGCAUCGUGAAAUCCCUCGUCAGCCUUACAGAUAAACCCAAGUAGGCACAAGAGAGAAGGUAUCAGAGCAUGUCUGUCUGCUCCACUCGGCAAGAAAGCUGUGCAUCCACUGAAACGAAGCAUCCGUUGGGCUCACCUGUAACCUGUUGUGCUAUCGACUGCGAUGUUGUUUUUUGCUUGGAACAUGUGGCCCUGUUUUUCCGUGCUGUCAUUCUGUGACAUUAGCUAGGCUGCUGUUGAUUAGUUUUUAGGCAACCUCUAAUCCUAUAUUGUUAUGAAUUGUAUGACUAGGUUAGGCUAUAUGACAGUACUUCAUUUCAGGCGCAGUUUUCAUAGGGAAGUCUGCUUCUGCAUGUGCUAGUCGUUGAUCUGAAAAUUCAGGUCUUACAAAAGUUUGACCAGAUGAUAAUACCCGGGGUUUUUUUUAAACCUUUGACACCGCAAUAUUUGAUGUU